This is a messenger RNA of Penicillium taxi, 4911 nucleotides long. Its product is annotated as mitotic regulator LTE1. Gene Ontology annotation, cellular component: plasma membrane. NCBI's taxonomy places the organism in Eukaryota, Fungi, Ascomycota, Eurotiomycetes, Eurotiales, Aspergillaceae. Gene Ontology annotation, biological process: positive regulation of GTPase activity; Ras protein signal transduction. Bases 1 to 4911 code for a protein of 1636 amino acids. The transcript is spliced from 2 exons. Gene Ontology annotation, molecular function: guanyl-nucleotide exchange factor activity. The record is from RefSeq and is a predicted model, not a curated record.
AUGGAACCGUUCCCUGCCACCGAUUCACCCGGACACACCAAAACACAGGAAACGCGAACCACUGAUCUGCCACUCUAUCAAGCACGCAGUAGGGAAAUUCAACAGAACUUGGCCAAGGUUCGACGUGCAAAUACCGUGGCCCAAGGAGGUGAUAUCAGCAGGAUCUUGGAACUCAAAGAACUAAAGGCAAGAAGAGGAAGAACAAAUUCAACGGGGAUUCGUGCCAAGGACAACCAGGAACCACUACGGAAACACUCGUUACAGUCGUUGCAACGAUCACAUACGCACCGGGCCCAACCGACAGCAGGCCCAGCCGGACGGAAAGCUGGUCAUUUUACAGUUGGAAGUGUUGGUCAAAAUGGCAAGAUAUUUCUCAGGCCGAUUGCAAAUCCGUCGCAGACCGACAUCUCAAUAGUCCCAUAUUCAUCAAUUGACCAAGUGACUACCAAUAGUCUUCAGCCGCAGUCACAGCCGCGAACGUUCGCCCAUGUCCGACGUGAUCAUGCACGAUGGUCGAACUCGCAGCUCUCGGAAUCAUAUCCGGAGGAAGUGCCUGUCGAAGACAACGAGUCGGUUUUCUCCUCGAAAGCGGCGAACCCGGGCUCUACGCUGUUUUCCCGUAAGAGAGCGACUUCUUUUUCAACAAUACCCGAAAAACAAUCCGUGCGAGGUGCUGGGAAACGUGGAGAGCUGCGAAUCGUUAUAGAUCGAUCUGAAGACCGGCCCAGAACGACAUAUGAAAAGUCGCGGGCCCAGACCUUGAAGGUGCCAAUCCCCCAUUAUCGACUCGGGUCCCCACGAUUCAGCGCCGAAGGUAGUGCGAUGAUGCAGAGUUCCGCAUACACACAGACUCCAAUGUCCGAUAGCUUUGGAAACUCGACUUUGUUCGGUGGUAUGGCGGAUCCGUUGCCCACGCUGCUCCGCAGCCCAUAUGGGAGGGAUUCUUUUUCUUACAAUCGUGCAUCGUUUACCCUCUCGAUCUUUUCUGGCACAGCUGCAAUCGACCUCAGUCGGAGCACGCCAGUCCCGAGGAACUCCAUGGUGUAUGAGUUGAAUGGCCCCGUGGAACCUUCGAUUUACGAGACUCUGGUAUCUGACAUGGAUGAUGAAGCGGUUGUACGUUACUUUCCCGGGACGAAAGACGUCAGCGCCGCCACACCUGCUCGUAUUGUGGCACAGAUAUCUUCCGAGUCAUUUAUGGACUAUGAGCUCGUGUCAGACUUCUUCCUCACAUUUCGAUCGUAUUUGUCCCCCAGCCACCUGUUGGCUCUUCUGCUUGCUCGUCUGCAAUGGGCUAUUCACCGUUUGCAAGACGAUGGGCGAAUUAUUCGCAUUCGUACUUUUGCUGCACUUCGCCACUGGAUUCUGAACUACUUUGUCGAUGACUUUGUCGCGAUCUCAGAUCUUCGGACCCACUUUUGUGAAACGAUCAACACCUUAUAUUUAGACGUCAAAUCUCGCAGAAAUGGCGGCACAAGCGAUUUGAAGAUUCUCAUUGAUCUCAAAAGGUGUUGGAACGGGAAGUGUCAGGUCUACUGGGGAGGCUCUGAUUUUUCCCGCGCAUUAAUUGAUCCGGACAGUCCCAUUGUGCCUGGCAGUGGCCAGAUUGAUCCGCUUGACGGCGAUGCUGCCCCACAGUCUGUUUCACAUCCUUCACUAGCUCAAUCACUAGUUGCUUCUCGCCAUAAUAAUUUCCGCCAGAGCCUUGCCACUCCCCAACAUGACCGAAACAACUCUGCUGCCACACAACAGAGUAUCCCCUUCUCCGCCAAGAGCGAACAGAGCAUGUUGGCGCUCUCUUGUUCACUGCCUCCUAAACUUCCACAUCCCUCUCACCCGAGAAGCACGGCACCUCGACCCGUGCCUGUGGGUUUGGUCAACCCUGGUUCCUCGCAUGACCACCCGGUGUCGUCGCCCAUGCUUUCCAGACACCCAUUCCGCAACCAUGUACACAAACGAAGUGGGAGCUUCUCAGACUCGGCACGAGAUGAUAGAAUGCCCAUCUUUGGCAUGGAAAUCGGUUCAAACGGUUCUGCGCCCAAGGAAAUAUCGGACCCUGUCGGUUUCAUCCGAGGUGUCCUGUACCCCCCUGCAGAAUCUUACAUGACAAUGAUGGCGCCAGAGUCGCCCCCUCUACCUGUCCCGUCUGCAUCCUCUAGCUUGGACCGCAGAAGCAUGUUGGAUGGGGGCCCGAAAAACGCACAGCCGACUUCGGGUGUAAGAACCAUUAUUGGUUCAAUCAGGCGGGUGCUCCAUACUAGGAACGGUGGUCAUAGCUUCUCUGGACGGCUGGCAAGUGCCUCGGAGUUUCUCACCACGCCGUCUCGCGGCCGGACGUCCCACAUGCCCAAUCAUAUUGCGUUAGGGUCGGAAUACUACCGAGAGCGGAAGAUGGCUGCUGCUCCCAAACACCCUAUGCGGGUUGAUGUUCUUUGCGAACAUGUUUUGAAAGAAUAUAUUGAGUCUAUGGGGCAUAAUGAUGCUAAAAAUAUCCAGCCAAUAUCGGUUGCGCCGGAGUUGCAGAUCACGGCACAGAGUCCUUCGGACAAUACGGAAUCUUUUUCCUCUCUUAAAGCCCCCGAAGUUCCCGAGACUGGCGAUCUGAAAAGUGACCUGAAAGGCGACCUGAAAACGAGCAGUGAACUCACAACAGAGACUGACUCACUUGUCAUGAUUAACGAAUCUGCCCUUGAAAUCCCCGCCAUGUCGGGAGCUGUGCGAGAUGCCAAAUAUGAUCCAAGUCUGCCACUUCAAAGUUAUAACGCGUCUUCAUCACGUUUGUCGUGUACGGCUUCAUUGAGAGAUGAACCAGAGAACUCUCUUUCAUAUCGAAAGUCAUUUACCAGCGAAACCCCUUCGAUCACCCGCAAGAAAAUGUCAUUCUCGCUUCGGCUUCGCAAAUAUGCGUCCUUCCAGAGUAUAUCUAGACACCGCAUACCAACAGGAAGCGAUAAAUUAAAAGCAGCUUCUAGCCAGAAUGAUAUGCGAGAUCAAGAAAAGAUGCCAUCUAAUCCUGUCCUCCGCAGACGGCCUGGCGGGAAUCUGCGUCGCGUCCAGCAUGCGGGUGACCUUGAACAACUUCCUGGACGUGAAUCAGUCUUGUCGACUUAUUCUUCCAAUGAUUCAGUAGCGGAAGCGCCAAAAGCUGAACAAGACCCUUCAAGGCCUCCGACAGCCUUGAUUUUUCCUAGUCCCAAUCGAUUUUCACUAGUUCACGCCUCUCCAGCCCGCAGAAUAAGACGAUCAUUCGAGGCAGCACUUGCUCGAUUUGCCCAGAUUCCUGAUGAUGACGAUGGAGGUAUUGAGUCGACCUUGUUGAAGCUUGAGGGCAAGUGGCCCAGCUCACCACCGGCAGAUCAGGAGGCUGGAUUUGAAAAAGUCAAAUACUCUGACCCCGAAGAUAAAAAGGACAAGGCUGUGAGUGACGGACUCUUACGUCGGCGACAAACAGAUAAAUCCACAUAUUCUACGGUUGGAGGGCGACUGGCGCCACCUAGACCCUACUCUGACUCUGUGGCCGAGUCGGAAGAGUCAUACAAUUCCGUUCCUCUACUCGAAAGAGGAUUAGCAGAUGAUUCCGUGAGGCGACCACUUGCUCCUACUUUCGAAAAUCAUACACCGCUCAGCCUCAUCUCCAGUCGGGACUCCGAGCUGGUAUCGUCUCAUCCGUCGAUCCAAAUUAUCCAUGAAACCGAAAGCAUUCAACGUAUCCCGCCUGGCUCAACAGCUCCCGAUUCUUCUUUCCUCAAUGUGGCACCGAUUACUCCCAAACAUCUUUCGCUUCCAUCUUCAGUCAUGUCUAUGGACAUUAUAGGUUCACAUGAAGCCGUUGAAGGUCACACCCUAAACAGACACAGCUUUACCUCGUCAGCUGUUGAUAUUGAUAUCCCGCCUCAUCCUCUAGGACAACCUCCUUCUCCCCCCAUGACCAUACAACACCCGCCCUCUUUUGGCUCCGAUUCUUUACCCGCAAAUAAAGCGUUCUUCCAGGCACAGCCACUCACUCCCGAUACAUCUCCUCUGCGGCCAGAGGUGGAUCGGUUUCACCAAGCUCGACAUGUACCGCAAUUAUCGAGAGACAUCCUCUCCAACUCUGAGAAGGAUCACAAAAGUCAGGGUCUUCUCCACCAUAAUGGCCCUGACCAUGUUCCUUUCAUUCUCGCAUGCGAAUCUCAAAUACUAGCCCAGCAACUGACUUUGGUUGAGAUGGCUGCACUGAGCGAGGUGGAUUGGCGGGACCUGGUAGAAAUGAAAUGGAACAGUAGUUCUCACAAUGUUGUGAGCUGGGUCCAAUUUCUUUCCGAGAAGCGCAAAGGCAUUGAUCUCGUCGUGGGGCGCUUCAAUCUCAUGGUCAAAUGGGUUGUUUCCGAGAUUGUUCUGACCAGUGACAUCCACGAGCGAGCACACACUGUCAUCAAGUACAUUCAUACAGCUGCCCAUGCACGUCGAAUCUGCAACUAUGCCACCAUGCUUCAAAUCGCGAUUGCCUUAUCAUCUUCGGAUUGUUCACGUCUACAGAAGACGUGGGAUCUGGUUCCCCUGGAAGACAAGCGGAUGUUGAAAGAUAUGGAGUGUUUGAUUCAGCCCGUGAGAAACUUCUAUGAGCUUCGUUACGAGAUGGAGACAGCCAACUUACAAGAAGGCUGCAUUCCAUUUAUCGGUCUAUACGUACACGAUCUCACCUACAACUCACAGAAGCCAGCCCAAAUCGCCAAUGCCGACGGUGGAAUGCUGGUCAACUUCGAGCGAUACCGUACAUCAGCUCGGAUUGUCAAGGGCUUGCUCCGUCUGAUUGACGCUAGCACCAAAUACCGAUUUGAGCCCGUGCCUGGUAUUAUCGAACGUUGCCUGUGGAUUGCAUCUCUCCCGGAGGAUGAGAUUCAAGUUCUUAGCAAGAAGCUUGAAGCCUGA